AUGCUACCAUUCUUGACGUUGUCCUUUCACUGUCCCUGUUUUCCGUGUCCUUUAUCCUCCCCUCCCCUCCCUCUCUCCCUCCCUCCCUCCCUCCCUCCCUCCCUCCCUCCCUCCCUCCCUCCCUCCCUCCCUCCCCUCCCUCCCUCCCUCCCUCCCUCCCUCCCCUCCCUCCCUACCUCCCUCCCUCCCUCCCUCCCUCCCCUCCCUCUCUCCCUCCCUCCCUCCCUCCCUCCCUCCCUCCCUCCCUCCCUCCCUCCCUCCCUCCCUCCCUCCCUCCCUCCCUCCCCUCCCUCCCUCCCUCCCUCCCUCCCUCCCCUCCCUCCCUACCUCCCUCCCUCCCUCCCUCCCUCCCUCCCUCCCUCCCUCCCUCCCUCCCUCCCUCCCUCCCUCCCUCCCUCCCUCCCUCCCUCCCUCCCUCCCUCCCUCCUCCCUCCCUCCCUCCCUCCCUCCCUCCCUCCCUCCCUCCCUCCCUCCCUCCCUCCCUCCCUCCCUCCCUCCCUCCCUCCCUCCCUCCCUCCCUCCCUCCCUCCCUCCCUCCCUCCCUCCCUCCCUCCCUCCCUUCCCUCCCUCCCUCCCUCCCUCCCUCCCUCCCUCCCUCCCUCCCUACCUCCCUCCCUCCCUCCCUCCCUACCUCCCUCCCUCCCUCCCUCCCUCCCUCCCUCCCUCCCUCCCUCCCUCCCUCCCUCCCUCCCUCCCUCCCUCCCUCCCUACCUCCCUCCCAGCUCUCCGUAUCCUCCCCUUCAGGUACAGGCAAGACCCUUGCCUAUCUCCUCCCCGUCCUCCACCUCCCCUUUGUCCUUGCACGUCCCCCUUUCCCAUUACCUGUUAUCCUCCCCUGUUUCUCUCCCUCCUUCGCAGCUCUUCCUCUCGUCUCCUUCAGGAACAGGCAAGACCCUCGCCUACCUCCUCCCCAUCCUCCAUCUGCUCCACCUCCCCUCCCUCUCCUCCUCCCUCUUCUCUCCCCCCCACAUCCCCUCCUCUCGUUUACGCCAACUCCACAAACGCCCCCCGCAAGAAGGGAAACGCCCAGCAGCAGCCAAUCGCAGCGCGCCAGCUGGCAGCGGUGCCGCUGCCGCCACCGCUGACGUUGCUGCUAUUGGCCCGGUUUGUCUUGUUCUGACGCCCACGUUGGAGCUGGCCAAUCAGGUGGUGGAGGAGGUUCGGCGAUUCACUCGCUUCGUCCCGGAGCUGACGGUUGAUGUCGUGACGGCUGCUGCGUCACAGCAAGCUGCGUCUCAGGCAAGUAGUGCAUUGGCCCUAACGGUGCGCUCUCUGCACCGCCGCCCACCCCACGUGCUGGUUGCAACACCUGGCCGCCUGCUGAGGCUCUUCCAAGAGGUCAUCCUCGUGUCUGCUUCUGUUCUCCCCGAAUCAGACCUGCUGCUCUCCUCCGCACUCCUCUGUAACCCCCUGCACCCCCUCUGCACCCGUCUGCACUCCUGUCCACCCCUCUGCACUCCUCGCAGGUCUGAAGCAGCUGGCCUAUCGUGUGACCCCUCGCAGGAAAACUGCCCUCCUGCUCUACCUCCUCCGCAGGCGAGCAUCCCUAAAGGCUCAUCAAAGGUCAUCUCAUCCCCACUCUUCUUCCUCAGCCCCCAUCUCUUCCCCCCCUCUCUUGAGGCCUUACAGCAGUGCGGCUGUGAAGGCGGCAUCACAGCAGUGCGGCUGCACGGCGAGCUGACAGGGCCAGCCAGGAGGCUCUCGCUGGAUGCGUUCAAGCAGGGAAAUGCGCAGGUUCUAGUAUCCACAAACGUGGCAGCACGGGGUGUUGACAUUCCCAACCUCCCCUUUGUGGUGAAUUUCGACCCACCGGGCAGCCCGCAGGAGUACUUGCACCGCAUUGGCCGAACGGGUCGGGCAGGGGCGUCAGGAACUGCCAUCAGCUUCUUAGAGCCUCUGAAUGAGGAGUCAUCGAGAGGAAAAAGAGCUCUUGCUACGGAAUCAAAACAAGGCGCUCGUGUGCAGAAGGAGUCAUCUCAGGAAGCUGAUAUUCCAGAGUGA
Molecule: messenger RNA, 2001 nt
Organism: Closterium sp. Naga37s-1
Lineage: Eukaryota; Viridiplantae; Streptophyta; Zygnematophyceae; Desmidiales; Closteriaceae
Source: the annotation of a GenBank genome assembly